CUCGGACUCCUAUUCUUGCGUGAAACGAACGUGGCUGACAUACUAUAAAAACCCCGAAGAUGCAGCAGGGAGGCUCUCCUCAUGUCCUUGUAGGGCUAGCUUGAGCUUGACCCUAGCCCUCGUCGUUUGACAACAGCUUGAAAAGAAUGGAUGGGCGCUGAUUCCUUCAGCUGCCAGUUUCCUCCAAGUUUGGCGACAGCAUCGUCCUUCAAGCGUACAUAUCCUGAGCGGAAUACAUCUUGGUCCUGAUGUGACCGAAUUCCCACACCCCCGGUCGCCGUGGGUGCAAGGCUUAAUAACAGUGCAAGCCUGAUACCUCCAUUGCGACCAAGGCUUGACCCCGUCACUGGGAUUCCAGAUCCUCUGGCCCCACAUGACAUAUUUCAACGAAAGGCUGCUGGCGUGGUGCAUGACCCAUUCAGCAAUGGGCUCACCAGCAGUUGUUUUGACCUAGGUCGGAGGUCAGUUUGUGGUCAUGCGCAGGCUCAAUUUGCAUUUAGUGCCUCGUGCCCGUCCUCUGUAUACCAUGAAGGGAUGUACUCACCCCUCCGUCCGAAACCAUCAUGUCUGUGGCCAUCCCGACACAAUGGUCGCUGGAACUAGGAUCGCUGCAUUUUCUAAUGCACCCAAUCGACUUGACCUUGCCAGGGAAUGCGUCGAUGAUAGCCUUGGCUCCGUUGAUGGCUACCUUCUUGCACCCGGAGCUUGUGCUGGGGAGUGUAGGGUUGUUGCCGCCUCCGCUCCCGGCAGGCAUGCAGCAUUUGAAGUCUGAGGGUCCAGGACACUCGUUCGAUUCGGUGUUUCCUGAGCUGCACGACGAUGUGAAACGGCAGUUGCCCUUGUUGCCGGUUCCGCAAGUGGUCUUGGUACAACAUUUGAUGUCGUCGGGUGUUCCUGGGCAUUUGUUCGCAACAGACGUGCCUCCGGCCUUGGAACAAUUCGAUGUAGAAAUGCAAACUCCUGGAGCACCGCCGGACCCAGUGCAGGCGCCAUUCACUUCUGCUCGUGGGGACAGGAGGGAUGCAUUGGCGGCGGCCAAAAAAAGCCAGAGAACGAGUAAGGGGCGAAGUAUAUGGGACAACAUUUCUAUGGGGUGAAUAGCCAGGAGUUAUGUGAUGGUUGUAGAAAACACCAGUGGAAAAUGCUUCGCCUGGAUGGAGAGCUUCUUUUUGGAUGGGUAGAAGAGAGCAGAUAGUUCAAGCUGUCCAUCUCGAAGGCCAGCAAAGGCAUUUAUAUCAUCAAUCUUGAAGACCUGC
This is a messenger RNA of Exophiala dermatitidis NIH/UT8656, 1256 nucleotides long. RefSeq lists its product as uncharacterized. Lineage: Eukaryota; Fungi; Ascomycota; Eurotiomycetes; Chaetothyriales; Herpotrichiellaceae. The transcript is spliced from 2 exons. Bases 564 to 1097 code for a protein of 177 amino acids. The record is from RefSeq and is a predicted model, not a curated record.